This is a messenger RNA of Colletotrichum phormii, 825 nucleotides long. RefSeq lists its product as uncharacterized. The annotation marks the transcript as partial. NCBI's taxonomy places the organism in Eukaryota, Fungi, Ascomycota, Sordariomycetes, Glomerellales, Glomerellaceae. The record is from RefSeq and is a predicted model, not a curated record. The transcript is spliced from 3 exons.
GCGACCACGUCGCAGGGACGAUAUUCCGGUUCGGCAUACGACCGGGAUGCUAUCGUCGGAAGCAUCAAGCGAUACUAUGAGCUCAUUGUCAAGAUGGUCUCAAUCAGACCUGACCACAUUACUUACCCCCUGGAAGGAGGCUGGGGCGACGAUGUCAUCCCUCUCGAGAAGUUGCGACGCCUUGGCUUCAACGACAUGACGAUCGACCUGGUGCGGCAUCUCCCGUAUGUUACCAGUUACCGACCCGUGUUCCCGUCCACCCAGACCAUCAACUAUUUUCAGAAUGAUUUUACUGGGCCCGACGAGAAAUAUCAACUCGAAGAUCCCAAUUCUGUUGGACUCUGGCCAUUGCCAGAAGGAAGAAUCCCACAAGGCAUACUCCCACUAUCCAAACCGCUGGGAGGAGACGGGCUAGGAAUGUGGUGGUUACUCGAUACCAACACAGGCGAGCUCACUGCUCAUGACGCAUACAUCUCAAAACCUGAGGAGGGGAUCCCAGAAGACGAGCAAUGGCGCAAGGCGAGACCCGUGCAUGCCGUCGCGUAUUUCGAUGGUUUAUGCGAAGACUUGAUCUCGCUCGAGAUGUUACCCGUUCCUGGUGAUUCCAACCGCAGCGAAUGGCAGGUGUGGCAACCGAAGUGGAUGCGCGCUUAUCAGAAAUGGUUAGAUGAAGCCCAAGAAAUCUAUCGCAAGUGCCGUUGGCCAGAUUUACCGAGAUCUCAGCGUCAGAAAUGUCGCAAGUUCUUAGUUGAGAUGCAAGACAGACUCACGGCUGAGGAAAAUGAGAAACUACAGAGAAGAAUCGCGGUUGCUUCGGAGACGUGA